Molecule: messenger RNA, 540 nt
Organism: Rotaria sp. Silwood2
Lineage: Eukaryota; Metazoa; Rotifera; Eurotatoria; Philodinida; Philodinidae
Source: the annotation of a GenBank genome assembly
AUGGCCGAAACAACAGCUGGAAAACUAGAUUGUAAAAAGAUCUUAUUUGUGAACUGGUCAUUGUCCACACCAGUGAUGGAUGAACAUAGUUUACGUGAAUCGAUACGUACAUUCAUUUCAAAAUCAAUUCAAUAUUGUCUUAACGGAAGUCAAAAGUCGGCUUUGACCAUGCAAGCAAUUGCAUUUGCCGUUCUCGAUUCAUGUGACCAUGAAAGAGUUCUGGCCGAAGAAAUGAUCAAUGAAGCUAGACGCCAAGUAGAUUUAUUGAAUUCAGUAUCAUUAAUGAUAUCAUUCGUUAUCUUACCCGAUCAAGAAACAUUGUAUCAACAAUUUAGGAGCACAAUUCAAAAUAUACAGACGAAAAAUGAUGGUAUUGGAGUUCUCUUUUAUCCAACAUCGACUCUAACAAUAACAUUGACUUCAUUGAACAAUGAUAGCUUGAUGAGAUGUCAAGAAAAAAUCUCUGAUUACUUGAAACGAUGUUCAAGUGAAAUUGAACUAACUAGAUGGGUUCAAUCAUUGGAACCAAUAUAUGAUUAA